CCCAUUUAAUUGUCCAUUUCAGGCCAUGGAGAGAGAGGUCGUUGCCGCAUUAGGCAAAGGUGAGCCGGAUGAGAUACUGAGCAGUGCCUUCAAACUGAGGGUCACUCGUGAAGACAUCCACACCCUAAGGAAGCUUUGCUGGCUAAAUGAUGAGGUCAUCAAUUUCUACAUGGGUCUAGUGAUGGAAAGAAGUAAGAGGGAAGGAUAUCCAUCAGUCCAUGCUUUCAGUUCGUUCUUUUAUGAAAAACUUGCUUCUGGGGGCUACAAAGCCGUGGGAAGAUGGACGAGGCGUGUGGAUGUUUUCCAGAGGGACAUCAUCUUAGUGCCCAUUAACUUGCGUUUGCACUGGACACUAGCGGUCAUAGACACCAGAAAGAAGACCGUCAAAUACUUUGACUCCCUGGGACAAGGAGGGGACAAGAUUUGUGAGACUUUGCUCAAAUACCUGCAAGAAGAAAGCUGUGAAAAAAGACACGUGAACCUGAAUGUUUCAGAGUGGACUGUUCACAGCAUGGAGCCACAUGAAAUCCCUCAGCAAUCAAACGGAAGUGACUGCGGCGUUUUUACAUGCAAAUACGCAGAUUACAUCUGCAGAGACAGACCGCUGACCUUUACACAGACCCACAUGCCUUACUUCCGUAAGAAGAUGGUGUGGGAAAUACUCCAUCAAGAGCUGCUGUGACACCUGCACUACAGGAGUAACCCUGGGGUCACCUUUGGGUGACCAACUCUUCUUCUAGUUACUUUUUUAAUACUUUGUUGUUGUUGUUAGAAAUUUUUCUCUGUAGGUUAAGGAAAACAUUUUUCUCUGUAGGUUAAGAAGUAGUGGUUAAGAUUGUUAUUCCCCCCCACCCACCCCACCUGCCCCUAUUUUGGAGACAGUAACUCUCUUUGAAAUUAGCUAACACACCUUAAGUGCAAGCUGGAAAGGUUGGUGUCACCUGGGCAAGGGAAAGCUUAAGAACAAAUGCUGUGAACUUCCAUCGCAGAGAGGGCUGCUCACACCUCGCAGCGCACGUGGCCACGUUCUGGAUGAAUGGGACUCAUCUGGUGGUGGCAACAGUUGCACAAGUGGAACUUCUCUCACAGCACACGUGGUCACAUUAUGGACAAAUGGGACUCAUCUGGUGGUGGCAACAGUUGUGUGAGCUGAACUUCUCAUCCCAACAAGAAGGUGCUGAACUACUGUUUCCUCAAAGAGAGUUUUCUUCUGUUUCUGGAAUAAUCUACCAUCUACUUGAUGCCUACAAGUGGAUUUGUGAUGACCAUCAGAAGAAAGCAUUUACCAUCUUUUGAUUUGCGAGAGAAACCCCUGUGGUUGGGGUUGGUUUGGUUUUUUUCUGUCUCCAGGGAGUUUUAUAAUGUGAAAA
Messenger RNA from Chroicocephalus ridibundus (black-headed gull), 1370 nucleotides. Its product is annotated as sentrin-specific protease 2-like. The transcript is spliced from 6 exons. Gene Ontology annotation, cellular component: nucleus. Lineage: Eukaryota; Metazoa; Chordata; Aves; Charadriiformes; Laridae. The record is from RefSeq and is a predicted model, not a curated record. Gene Ontology annotation, molecular function: deSUMOylase activity. The coding region runs from base 26 to 682 and encodes 218 amino acids. Gene Ontology annotation, biological process: protein desumoylation; proteolysis.